This is a messenger RNA of Emiliania huxleyi CCMP1516, 645 nucleotides long. RefSeq lists its product as hypothetical. The coding region runs from base 1 to 645 and encodes 214 amino acids. Lineage: Eukaryota; Haptophyta; Isochrysidales; Noelaerhabdaceae. The record is from RefSeq and is a predicted model, not a curated record. The transcript is spliced from 4 exons.
AUGAUGGAGCAGGAGCUCGAGCUCUGGAUUAGCUCUCAACGGAUGGAUGAACUGAUGAAAAGCGCCGAGGCGCAACGCGCUGCCGACGAGGCGGCGCUGGAGGAGGCGCGGAGGGAGGAGGAGGCGAGGCUGCUCGAGGCGGCGCAGCGGCAGCGGGCGGCGGAGGAACAGGCGCGCGCCCUCGCCGAGAAGGCGGCGAGGGCGCAGGAGGAAGACGCGUCCCACCGCGCUCUCGCCGCCAUGGAGGCGUCCCGCGAGGAGGCGCGCCGGCUGACGGCGGAGCGGGAGAAGGCGGAGGAGGAGCUGCGCUGCGACGGCGUGGCGCGGCUGGAGCGGCUGCAGGCGAGGGGCCGGUCCAUCAGAGCUCUGGGCCGGCUGCAGGCGGAGCAUCGGGCGGAGGUCGAGCUGCUGCGUGCCGCCCUCACGACCGAGGCGGAGCAGCGGGCAGAGGCGCUCGAGCAGCGGCGGCGGGCGGAGGUGGCGGAGGCGGAGCGUCUUGCGCAGGAAUGGAGGGCGCGGUGCGAGGGGCUGGAGGCGGAGGCGGCGGAGAAGGAGGAGAAGCUCGAGGCGGCGCUGCUGCUCGAGAUGGGGCAGCGGGAGGAGCUGGAGCGGCAGAACCAGGCGAGAUCACCCGAGAUGAGCUGA